Messenger RNA from Maylandia zebra (zebra mbuna), 1605 nucleotides. It is a transcript of the gene gosr2, whose product is annotated as golgi SNAP receptor complex member 2. The record is from RefSeq and is a predicted model, not a curated record. Gene Ontology annotation, cellular component: Golgi apparatus; ER to Golgi transport vesicle membrane; late endosome membrane. Gene Ontology annotation, biological process: vesicle fusion; intra-Golgi vesicle-mediated transport. Gene Ontology annotation, molecular function: SNARE binding; SNAP receptor activity. Lineage: Eukaryota; Metazoa; Chordata; Actinopteri; Cichliformes; Cichlidae.
GGCUUCCGGUUUCCUAGUUCCGUACACAAAAGCUCCGCUGAUGACGUGUAAACUCCUCUAACGUUAGCUACCAAGCUAACAGAGCCGCUUGUCACAAUUAAAACUAUUAUAACAAAAAUAACGAGAUAACGUAAAGGGAGGGCGAAGCGUUUCUUAGAUCGGGAAAAAUGGAGACGCUUUACCACCAGACCAACAAGCAAAUCCAGGAGGUUCAGUCUCUAAUGGGAAAUCUGGAAAAGACAGACCGCCAGUCAGUUCAUUUGUUAGAAAAUGAACUGCAAGCUAGAAUCGACCAGAUCUUCAAUCAUUUAGAACGCCUUGAGAUCCUGGCCAGCAAGGAACCGCCAAACCGCCGCCAGAAUGCCAAAUUACGAGUGGACCAGCUCAAGUAUGAUGUCCAGCACCUCCGGAGUGCCCUGCAAAAUUUCCAGCACAGACGCUAUGCGAGAGAGGCCCAGGAGAGAGAGAGGGAGGAACUCAUGAGCCGCACCUUCACCACGAAUGACGCAGAUACCUCCAUCCCCAUAGAUGAGACCCUACAGUUUAACUCCAACUUGCACAAUGCACACAGAGGCAUUGAUGACCUCAUCGGCAGUGGCAGCAGCAUCCUUAAUGGUCUCAGAGAUCAGAGAUCUACGCUAAAGGGAACUCAUAAGAAGAUGCUGGAUGUGGCUAACAUGUUGGGGCUGUCAAACACAGUGAUGAGACUUAUAGAAAGGCGAGCCACUCAAGAUAAGUUCAUCAUGAUUGGAGGCAUGCUGCUGACCUGCGUCUUCAUGUUCCUGGUAAUCAGAUACCUGGGCUGACCUCCAACCAUCCACAAGGGCGGCUUUUUGAUCAGUCGUGGACAUUUCUGCAGCACAUCGUCCCUCAUGAUAUGAAUUUCUAACAUUAAAACCAACUUUCAUAAGUUGUUCCCUUACAUUUAGUUUUCUUUUAAUGGCUUUCCAUCAUGUUUAUUGAUAAAAUGGUGACGUUGGCAAAGACCUUAAACUACAGACAGUAUUUUUAAUCCAUGUGAAGCUCAGUGUGCCACUUUCCAUUUUUACCAAAACCACUUUGAAACUGUAAAUUUCUCCUGUGAUUUUACACAGAUGGUUUCUUAUAAAUACUUAACUGUUCCUCAAGUUGCCGUCAGUGUUCUUCCGCCUUGAUAAACAUGGUUUUUAAAGAAAUACAAGUACGAAAAUGUUAUGUUCAGUGUUUCAUCACAAUGCAACUUAAGAAUUCUCACCAGAAAUUCUUGUUUUAUGGUGUAAACUCAGUUACUAGCUUAUUAGCUGCACCUGGUCAAUACAGUCUAAUGUAGUGGACAAAGUAGGAUCGAGUUGAUGCCAUACAAUUCUAAUACAUUAGGCACAAUGACCAGAAAAUUAGAGACUUUCAACACAAACAUUAUAUCCUGUAUUAAGGCAGGACUUAGUGGACAGCCUCAUUAGGUUUAGCGAGCUGUACCUAAUAAGCUGGGAACUGAUAAUAUAUGUAGGUAAUAGUUCAAAGAAAAUCAAUGGAAGCAGCCCCUUUCUGUCACAUGCUUUCUUUCAUUUAUUCUUGGUCUCGUCUCACUAUGUGAGUGAUUUUAAAGAAAUUAAAUCUAUAAUUUUC